AUGAGGGAACCGAUUCUGAUCGAUUGCGGCGCUUCUUCCUCCUCCGUAAUCGGGGGUCGACAAUGGCAAUCCGACGAUAAUUUCGUCUCUAGCGGAACACCGAAGAAAAUCUCCGAUCAAGUUGUCGACGAAAUCUUAUUCACCGUCAGAUCCUUCCCUCUUAACCUCGAUCGGAAGUUUUGUUACGUGAUGAGCGUUUCUCGUGGAUGGAAAUACAUAAUCAGGACGACUUAUUACUACGGCGGAGUUAACGGAAAAGAUACUCUGCCGCCUGUAUUCGAUCAGAUUGUCGACGGGAGUUUCUGGAGUGUCGUCAAUACAACCGCCGAUUACGCCGAUGGUCUCGCUUCUUAUUACGAAGGGGUUUUUCUUGCUCAGGGGAAAUCAAUUAGCGUAUGUAUUGCUUCCAAUUCUUAUACAAGUUCUGAUCCGUUUAUCUCAGCCUUGGAACUCGUUAGGCUCGAUGGUACUCUUUACAAUUCCACAGAUUUCAACAGUUUCGGGCUUAGUCUUGUUGCUAGGCAUGCUUUUGGAUACAGUGGACCUAUCAUCAGGUUUCCGGAUGAUCAGUUCGAUAGGUUUUGGGAGCCGUAUUCGCUAAACUCGACAGUACCGAACAAUAGGAAGCUAGAGGUUUCUGGUUUCUGGAACCUUCCACCUUCGAGGAUAUUCAAUACUGAUCUAAGAGCUACAUCGGUUCAGCCUUUGGAGUUUACAUGGCCUCCAAUGCCUUUAACAAAGGCAAUUUAUUAUAUUGCGUUAUACUUUGCCCAUGAUUCUGAUUCGUUGGGGGAUGGAUCGAGAGUUUUCGAUGUAUCUAUCAAUGGUAUAACGUAUUAUAGAGAGUUGUCUGUUACUCCAGCUGGUGCGGUUAUCUUUGCGAGCAAGUGGCCUCUUGAAGGUCUCACAACGUUAACUCUAAGUCCUAGAAGUGGUUCAAACCUUCCUCCUCUUAUCAAUGGUGGUGAAAUGUUUCAGUUGAUACCUCUUGGAGGGAAAACUCUAGUUCGAGAUGUAACUGCUCUGAAUGCAAUUAAAAGCAGUUUCGAGAACGCUCCAGUUGAUUGGAAUGGUGAUCCUUGUAUGCCUAAAAAUUACUCGUGGUCUGGAGUUACCUGCUCUGAAGGCCCCCGAAUUCGCGUGGUCGCUUUGAACUUAACUAAUAUGGCCCUUUCGGGUUCGCUAGCACCUGAAGUUUCCAAAUUAACAGCAUUGUCCUCCAUUUGGCUGGGAAACAAUUCUCUGUCGGGAAGCAUACCUGACUUCAGUUCGCUCAAAUUGCUUGAAUCAGUGCACUUGGAAGACAACCGUUUCAGUGGAAAUAUUCCUCCAUUUUUCGGUGGAGUACCACACUUGCGAGAGCUGUUCUUACAAAACAAUAACCUAACUGGCCAAGUUCCUAGCAAUCUUCUUCAGAAACCAGGAUUGGACCUAAGGACAUCUGGUAAUCCCUUUUUGACUCAACCGCCACGUUGA
Molecule: messenger RNA, 1476 nt
Organism: Arabis nemorensis
Lineage: Eukaryota; Viridiplantae; Streptophyta; Magnoliopsida; Brassicales; Brassicaceae
Source: the annotation of a GenBank genome assembly